GUACAAACAGGAGGGGCAGAGGAAGGCUGACGGAGACUCCCAAGCCAAAUGCAUGGGCCCAGGGGGUCCAUCUAAGGACCCUGAGGUCAUGACCUGAGCUGAGACCAAGAGCAGGAUGCUCGACUGGUUGGGCCACCCAGGUGCCCCUAGGCACUAAUGGAGCGGCUUCCCUGCCAGAAGGAAUUACAAUCAGGCCUUCUGCCCAUUACAUUUUUCCGGAGUGUGGGGAGUGGCCACCGCCCGCCCACCCAUAGCCGGCACCUCUCCCGGAGUAGCUGUGGGUCCUGGACUCUGUCAGGUCCUUUUGAUUCGCAUCUUGACCCCCUUUUCUUCUCGCUGGAGCUCCUUUCUUGCAGCCAGCGUGGGUCCCGGGCGAAUCCUUGGGUGUCGAGGUGUUACCAAAACACAAAGAGGGACCGCGUGCGGGACGGCGCACCCCCCUGGCGAGCUGAGGCGCGGGCCGCUUCCGGGGCCAGCCCCGCCCCUCGGCCGCGCGCCGCGCUCUUCCGAGUCUCUAUGGUACCAACUUCCCCCGUGCGCCACUCCUCGCGAGACUUCGGCGGCGCAGCAAUGGCGAGAUCAUGCCGCGUCACUGCUCCGCCGCCGGCUGCUGCACACGGGACACGCGCGAGACGCGCAACCGCGGCAUCUCUUUCCACAGACUUCCCAAGAAGGACAACCCGAGGCGAGGCUUGUGGCUGGCCAACUGCCAGCGGCUGGACCCUAGCGGCCAGGGCCUGUGGGACCCGGCUUCCGAGUACAUCUACUUCUGCUCCAAACACUUUGAGGAGAACUGCUUUGAGCUGGUGGGCAUCAGUGGGUAUCACAGGCUGAAGGAGGGGGCGGUUCCCACGAUAUUUGAGUCUUUCUCCAAGCUACGCCGGACGACCAAGACCAAGGGACACAGUUACCCACCUGGCCCCCCCGACGUCAGCCGGCUCCGGCGAUGCAGGAAGCGAUGCUCUGACAGCCGGGGGCCCACGACUCCAUUUUCUCCACCUCCACCUGCUGAUGUCACCUGCUUUCCUGUGGAAGAGGCAUCAGCCCCUGCUGCUUUGCCUGCCUCCCCCACUGGGAGGUUGGAGGCUGGCCUCAGCAGCCCCUUCUCAGACCUCCUGGGGCCCCUGGGUGCCCAGGCAGAUGAAGCAGGCUGCAGCGCCCAGCCCUCACCAGAGCGGGAGCCAGAGAGACAGCCGUCCCCCCUUGAGCCACGCCCCGUGUCACCCUCAGCCUAUAUGCUACGCCUCCCACCCCCAGCGGGUGCCUACAUCCAGAAUGAGCACAGCUACCAGGUGGGCAGCGCCCUGCUCUGGAAGCGGCGGGCUGAGGCCGCACUUGAUGCUCUAGACAAGGCCCAGCGCCAGCUGCAGGCCUGCAAGCGGCGAGAGCAGCGCCUGCGGCUCCGGCUAAGCAAGCUGCAGCAGGAACGGGCACGGGAGAAGCGGGCGCAGGCCGAUGCCCGCCAGACUCUGAAGGAGCACGUGCAGGACUUUGCCAUGCAGCUGAGCAGCAGCAUGGCAUGAGUGAGGGGCUGCUGGCCCCGGGGCUUCGGGCUCUUCCUCCCUCAGAAUCCACCUGGAAAGGGACCCGGUCUGAGCUGUGUCCACCAGACCUGCCAGAUGCCAUAAUAAAGUGGAUUCUAGGAGGCCCUA
Messenger RNA from Nyctereutes procyonoides (raccoon dog), 1652 nucleotides. RefSeq names its product THAP domain containing 7 (gene THAP7). The transcript is spliced from 5 exons. Gene Ontology annotation, cellular component: nucleus. NCBI's taxonomy places the organism in Eukaryota, Metazoa, Chordata, Mammalia, Carnivora, Canidae. Gene Ontology annotation, biological process: regulation of DNA-templated transcription. The record is from RefSeq and is a predicted model, not a curated record. The coding region runs from base 582 to 1523 and encodes 313 amino acids.